Messenger RNA from Suillus plorans, 309 nucleotides. RefSeq lists its product as uncharacterized. The record is from RefSeq and is a predicted model, not a curated record. The transcript has a single exon. Gene Ontology annotation, cellular component: cytoplasm. The annotation marks the transcript as partial. Lineage: Eukaryota; Fungi; Basidiomycota; Agaricomycetes; Boletales; Suillaceae. Gene Ontology annotation, biological process: tRNA export from nucleus.
CUCCUUUUCGAGUAUGAUCUAACCCACCCUUUGAACAAGUCCACCAUACCCCUCGCGCGCAACUCCCUCCGCAAGCUACGCACCAUACGACAUCCAGACGUACUUAGAUACAUCGAUGUCGUAGAAUCCGACUCAGCCAUUUGCAUCACGACUGAAAGGGUUCGCCCUCUACCCCUUGCGCUAUCCCAAUCAUCCUCCAAUGUUCCACGCGAGCGAGAGGACUGGCUGAUUUGGGGGUUACACCAAAUUUCAGUCAGAAUUGUUCUUCCCGUCUGCGUUCAGGCCUUAAUUGCUGACCUUCUGAGCUAG